GGUAGCUUAGACGGACGGCACGGCGGCGUCUGUUGGACCAAUUACGGACCGGCUGUUCGUGUUUUCUGGGCGGUCUCUGCUCUCUCUCUCUGUCCGACAGCAACGACACUAACAGCGGCACAAACACUACCGGACACACACUGUCAGCUUCACCAUGGGGUCGUCCCGGGCUCUGUUGUGGUCCACCGCGUUUGUGUUGGUGUUACUGAGCUCAGCAUCCAAAGAUGAGCACAUGUUUGAGCAGCGUGAGGUCACCUUUGACCUUGACAAAAUCAUGCAAGAGAUGCAACAACCAGAUCAGUUCAUGUUGCAGUCAGAGUUGGACUUGUCAGAUCUCCUCGACCCCAAGGAGUUCCCCAUAGAGCAGGAGAGGGUGUCUCCACCAGAACAGCAUGAUAUCCUGAGAGAGAGAGGGAAUUCCAGACCAGGAAUCUUGAAACCAAGAGGACGUCAACCAGUUGCUGGACCCCGCACCUUUGGCGGCCCUCCAAUGCUGAACUAUCGUGUUCAGUUUCCCCUUGCCCGUCCGACCUCUGACAAUCUCCAAGCCAUCUGUCUCAAUGGAGACCGUCGUCCUCGCUACCCAGACUCUUACUUUCCUCGCAGUGGUUUUGGCCAGCAGAAGAGAAGGGCCAGUGCUGUGAACAGGGCGGAGUCCUGGUUCAGUACGUGCUGCAAAAGGAACCAGACGUGGGAGAGGGAUGUGAUGCUGUGCUGUGCCACACAGGCGUGGGAGCUGUCAGUUGAAACUUUCUGUGCAGAGGACUCCGCGGUAAAGGAUCGUCUCUACGAGUGCUGCAGACUAACAGGCAGUGACAGGCUGCAGUGCUUCAACAACGACGCUCCCAAUCCAAACUACGAGGCCACAGAGGAGGUGCCGAUGCCAGAGCUCCCCUCUGAUGCCUUCAACUUUGAUCCCAACACUUGCCAAAGGACAGUGAUGACUCCUUAUAGUGUCAGAGCAAACAGGAGAAAGAAGAUGAAGAAACCAUCUGCUUCCCUUAAAGUUAACAUGAACUUCCCUCCUGGACGACCCACUGAACAUGUCAUUAAAUUAAUGUGCCAAAACCAAAAGCUACGUCCCCUCUAUAAUGUCAAGUGCCUGCCGAGUUCAGGCUAUGAAUUGGUGGCUCGUCAAGCAAAGACCAUUAAUCGUAUAGAAAAGGGAUUCAAGCAGUGCUGCAAACAGAAACGGAACAUUCUCAAGUGUGCUGACCAAAAGUGGCGUGAUGAAGUUGACAAGUUUUGCUUGGCUGACAAUGGUGGACAGGUGGACUUCGACUGUUGUUCUGCUGGUGCCGAGGCAAAUGAUCGAUACAGCUGCUUCCAAAGUUUGUCUCCGGACCCACAUUUUAAUGUGACGUCUGCUACUGAAGAGCUCUCGCUUCACAACAUCUGUGACACCCAUAAGAUCAUCAAGAAGAAGUUCCCUGUUGGUUUUCCUCUGAAGAGUUUUGUGCAACAAUGCUGCCCCCUAGAGGACCAAGAAAAGAGCACUUGUUUUGAUCAAAGGCUGAAGGAAUUGUCAGGGAGUCUGUGUUCAUCAAAGAAGCCGACUCCUCCAGCUGUCCGCAGAUGUUGUCGCAAGCCCUCCUCACAAGAUGCUCCAGAUUGUGUCUCGGAUAUUCUCACAGAGGCCAUCACUAAAGCAACCAAUGUCUUACGCCAAAAGAAGAGGAAGAGAUGCCCUCUCUCCUAAACCUGUGUGACCUGUCCCUGCUGGUCCUGAGCCAUUCAGAUAAAAUGGCAAGUUGGCAGCAGAGGUGUGCUACAAUCACUGAAAAGGAACAACUGUUCCUAUUUAGGAGUCUUCCAGAAUAUUCAAAAUAUGAACCUAAUUCUAGCUUCAUCUACUGCCAGUGUUAUAUGCAACUUUUCAUCACGACAAUUAUUAUCACAACUAUACAUCUAUGAAAUAACAAAUUGUGUGAAAUUCUAAGUCUGUAAAACAGAUUGUCACUGUACCACUAUUUUUAUAGGCUGCUGUUGACAUUUUUAAUAUAAAAAUGCAUUGUUUUAGAUUUCUUCUGAACUAUAUGAUCAAUCUCCUCCUUUUUGUAUGGUUUUGUGGUUGAGAGCAUAUCUGUGACAGCUCUAAUAAAAAAGCUGUUCAAUCAAA
Cheilinus undulatus (humphead wrasse) is the source of this 2119-nucleotide messenger RNA. RefSeq names its product extracellular matrix protein 1-like. The coding region runs from base 155 to 1699 and encodes 514 amino acids. The record is from RefSeq and is a predicted model, not a curated record. Gene Ontology annotation, biological process: signal transduction; regulation of bone mineralization. Gene Ontology annotation, cellular component: extracellular region. NCBI's taxonomy places the organism in Eukaryota, Metazoa, Chordata, Actinopteri, Labriformes, Labridae. The transcript is spliced from 11 exons.